Monoraphidium neglectum is the source of this 804-nucleotide messenger RNA. RefSeq lists its product as hypothetical. Bases 1 to 804 code for a protein of 267 amino acids. Gene Ontology annotation, molecular function: ABC-type oligopeptide transporter activity. Lineage: Eukaryota; Viridiplantae; Chlorophyta; Chlorophyceae; Sphaeropleales; Selenastraceae. The record is from RefSeq and is a predicted model, not a curated record. The transcript has a single exon.
AUGCAUCGAUGCCGCAGGGCCCUCCUGCGCGGCGCUCACGUGCUGGCGAUCGACGAGGGAACGGCCAACCUCGACGCCGCGACAGACGCGACCAUCCAGCGCACCCUGACAAGCUGGCGACGCCCCCUGGCCGGCGCGUCAACCGGCAGCGCCGGCGCGCCCGACGGCACCAUCCGCCGCCGCAGCAGCAGCAGCAGCGCCGACGGCGGCAACCUCCGCCGCCGGAGCGCCGGCAGCAGCAGGGGUGGGGGCGGCGUGUCAGGCGCCGCAGCGGCGCUGGCGCCGGCAGGGUGCAGCAUGAUCGUGGUGGCGCAUCGCCUGGAAACCAUCGAAAACUCCGACUUGCUCUUGGUGAUGAGCCAGGGCCGCGUCCUCGAGAGCGGGGCGCCCGAGAAGCUGGCCAUGCAGGGUGGGGUAUACGCAGCCAUGCUCAAGGCGGCGUGCGAGGCGGACGCGGCGGCGCACGCCGCGGCCACGGCGCCGCCGCCGCCGCAGCUCGGGAGCAUGCAGAGGACAAUGGGCGCAGGGGCCCUGCAGCGGACGUCGGGCGGCGCGGCGCAGCCGGCUGCGGCUGGCGGGCUGCGGCGGACGUCCGGCGGGGCGGCGCGGCCGGCGGGGUCAGAUGGGCUGCCGCGGGCAUCGCGCGGCGCCCGGCAGCAGGCCUCGGCUGGCGGCCUGCAGCGAACGUCUGGCGGGGCGCCGCGGCAGGGCGCGGCUGGCGGCCUGCAGCGAACAUCUGGCGGGUCGCCGCAGCAGGGCGCGGCUGGGGGCCUGCAGCGGACUUCUGGCGGUGCGCUGGACUAG